Molecule: messenger RNA, 513 nt
Organism: Anisakis simplex (herring worm)
Lineage: Eukaryota; Metazoa; Nematoda; Chromadorea; Rhabditida; Anisakidae
Source: the annotation of a GenBank genome assembly
AUGUCAUGCAAAUCGCUUACACCUAUAACCGAUGCCGAUUUCAAUGCGGCUAUCAGCGAUAAGAAGAAAAUUGUCCCAUUCCAAUUGUAUUCAACUUUCCAGGGUGAUCUAGCAUCGAUGUCGGAGAAAUUGCAACGCUUCAUUGUAGAGAAGGCACUUUUGAUGAAGCCGAAAGAUGUCUAUAUAGUUGACGGAAGUGAUGAGCACAAAGAAGAGAUUAAGAAGAAACUUAUCGAUGACAAACAAAUGUUCCCUUUGAAAGCGUACGAAAACAACUGGCUUGUUAGAACUGAUCCUAAGGAUGUGGCUCGUGUAGAGAGUAAAACGUGGAUCAUAACUCCAGACAAGUAUCAAACAGUCUGUCAUACUCCAGCUGGUGUUGAUCCAAUCAUGGGACAUUGGAUGGAUCCGAAACAAUUCGAAACCGAACUCGACUCAAGAUUUCCGGGAUGUAUGAAUGGUAAGACCGCGGAACAGUUGAGAUCAAUUGUCCAGUCUCAAAGAUACACAUGA